UGUGGACUGGAGUAUGUACCAUUCCCUGGGGUAUGGUACUAUCAUGUACCUACAAGCAGUCAUGACAUUUGAUAUGAAUGAUAUAGAGGUAGCCAUCCAGACAAUCAAGUCAUCUCUAGUAGUGUGUAAUAAGUACAGACGGAAAGUCUCCGUGUUGGAGGCCAUCACUCGCAGCUCUAGUCGCAACAACUACAAUGAUCUUUCAGAAAUUGAGAUCCAUGCAGAACUUUGCUAUGCAGAAUGUCUGAUGAUCAGGGCCCUGCUCACGUUCAUACAGGAUGAAAAUCUCAUCAGUUUUGUAAAAGGAGGACUCAAAAUUAGGGAAUGUUACAAAGUCUACAAAGAAUGCAAUCGAAUGCUGAAGCACCGAACCUUUAAAGAGGAAAAGAUCCACUUUGAGAGCGGAGUAAGGAUGGGUGUUGGUGGGUUUAAUUUGAUGAUAUCAUUGCUUCCUGGUAAAAUACUAAAACUACUGGAGUUUGUAGGAUUCUCUGGCAAUAAAAAAGUUGGACUGAGUGAACUACAGAAGGGUACGGAAGUGUUGUCAAGUCUUCGUGGACCACUAUGUUCUAUAGUGUUGAUAGCCUACCACACUGUAGUCUGUUUUGUAUUAGGUUUAGCUGACGGGGAUGUUGGCCUGGCUGAUGAGCUUCUACAGAAUUGUUUAAAACGGUUUCCUAAGGGUGCUUUGUUUUUAUUUUUUGCGGGAAGAAUAGCAGAAGUGAGAGGAAAUAUAGAUAAGGCGUUAUGUAAGUUUGAAGAGUCUAUAGAAUGCCAGCAGGAGUGGAGACAGUUUCAUCACCUUUGUUUCUGGGAACUCAUGUGGUGUUAUUGUUUCAAAUCUGAUUGGCUGAUGGCGAUGAAGUAUGCAGAGAAGCUGUGUAAGGAGAGUCGUUGGAGUAAGGCUACCUAUACCUACCUGAAGGCUUGCUUCUUACUUAUGUGUGAAGAUCGGUCGCAGGACACACAGGAUCAUCUUAUCUAUCUAUUUGGAGAGGUACCAAAGUUGAAACAAAGGAUAGCAGGAAAAUCUAUCCCAUUAGAAAAGUUUGCUGUUCACAAAGCGAAACGGUUCCAGGACGAAGGAAACCAACUGCUAUUGCCAGCCCUGGAAAUGGUGUAUUUACUGAGCGGUUUCAACAUCCUCAGUAAAAAUGACCCUCUACUGGAACCUUUCCUGUUGAUCACGGAGAAGACUAUUAAUGAUGUGGUGAAGAACAAAGAUUCCCAUCCCUGUUUCAUGGACGACUACUGCCUCGCCCUCCUGUUGAAGGGAGUCUGCCUCAAACAUAGGUCACAGUAUUUCCAGGCUCGACAAUGUUUCACAGAAAUUGUGGAAAAUGAGAAGAACAUUAAGAAAGACACCUUCCUUGUCCCCUAUGCAGUGGUUGAGUUGGCAAUCCUGAAUCUGGCAGAGGAGAACUGGAAGGAGGUCAAGAUACUUCUGGAGAAAGCUAAGAACAAGUACAAGGGCUACCUGUUGGAAUCUCGAUUACACUUUCGUGUUCAUGCCGUCCGUCUGUCCAUGUCCAGUCAGACCAAUAGCAACAAUAGCAAUGAGGGAGAUGAUGUAGACGAUAUUGAAUCGCCGUUGGGCUCACCACACCCUGGUAAAUCAGAUCAGGGAGGCAGUCGGAACAGCUGGACUUCAGGACAAGACAGUCUGGAUGGUGGACUGGCAGAGACCAAUCAUACGACACACUUUUGA
Ylistrum balloti is the source of this 1708-nucleotide messenger RNA. Its product is annotated as tetratricopeptide repeat protein 39B-like. Gene Ontology annotation, molecular function: protein binding. The coding region runs from base 14 to 1708 and encodes 564 amino acids. Lineage: Eukaryota; Metazoa; Mollusca; Bivalvia; Pectinida; Pectinidae. The record is from RefSeq and is a predicted model, not a curated record. The transcript has 15 exons.